GCUCAAGACUGUAGAGAAAAUGGCAUGUCUCUUCCUGAUUAAGUAAUUCUAUUUUUGUGCAGGUCAGUAGUAACGGAGGAAUACAAACUUCCAGAUGGAAUGGUUGGAUUUAUAAUUGGCAGAGGUGGAGAACAAAUAUCACGCAUUCAGCAAGAUUCUGGAUGUAAAAUACAGAUCGCUCCUGAUAGUGGUGGCCUUCCAGAAAGAUCUUGUAUGCUCACUGGAACUCCAGAAUCUGUUCAGACUGCAAAGAGGAUACUUGAUCAAAUUGUAGAAAAAGGAAGACCUGCGCCUGGUGGUGGUGGUGGUGGUGGUGGCGGCGGCGGUGGCUUUCACCAUGGGGAUGGUCCAGGAACUACUGUUCAGGAACUACUGAUGAUACCACCUUCUAAAGCAGGAUUAGUUAUUGGAAAAGGUGGAGAAACAAUUAAAAUGUUACAGGAACGGGCAGGAGUUAAAAUGGUUAUGAUACAAGAAGGGCCACAGAAUACUGGAGCAGAUAAACCAUUGAGGAUUUCAGGCGACCCAUACAAAGUUCAACAAGCAAAGGAGAUGGUAAUGGACCUAAUUCGAGAUCAAGGGUAUCGAAAUGAAUAUGGGGCAAGAGGUGACAGCUUGGAUAUUCCCAUACCACGGUAUGCUGUUGGAAUUGUAAUUGGGCGAAAUGGGGAAAUGAUCAAAAAAAUCCAGAAUGAUGCUGGUGUAAGAAUUCAGUUUAAACCGGAUGACGGAACAGGUCCGGAUAGGAUAGCACAGAUAAGUGGUCCCCCUGAAAGAUGUCAGCAUGGUGCAGAAAUAAUCACAGACCUCCUUCGAAGUGUGCAGACUGGUUCUGGACCUGGUUCUGGUGGUAGAGGGCGAGGAAGAGGCCAAGGCAAUUGGAAUAUGGGCCCACCUGGAGGACUUCAGGAAUUUAGUUUUACAGUGCCUACUAUCAAAACUGGACUAAUCAUUGGAAAAGGAGGGGAGACUAUAAAAACUAUAAGCCAGCAAUCUGGUGUGAGGAUAGAACUGCAAAGAAAUCCUCCUCCAAAUGCAGAUCCGAAUUUAAAAAUGUUUACUAUUCGUGGAUCACCUCAACAAAUUGACUAUGCAAGACAGCUUAUUGAAGAAAAGAUUGGAGGUCCAGUUAACCCUUUGGGUCCACCACCUGUCCCUCAUGGUCAUCCUGGCCCGCAUGGCCCACCAGGUCCUCAUGGCCCUCCAGGCCCUGUGAAUCCAAUGGGUCCCUUUAAUCCAGGACCAUAUAAUCCAGGUCCACCUGGACCUGCACCUCAUGGUCCACCAGCCCCAUAUGCUCCUCAAGGAUGGGGGAAUGCCUAUCCACACUGGCAGCCACAGGGCCAGCCUGAUCCAGGUAAAGCUGCAGUAGAUGCUAAUGCUGCAUGGGCAGCAUACUAUGCUCAGUAUUAUCAACAGCCGCAACCAGCUCCUGCAGUUCCUCCUGUUGCCCAAGCCCCAGCCCAGAUUAAUGGGCAAGGUGACCAGCAUAACCCAAAUCCAACUGGACAGCCUGAUUAUACCAAAGCGUGGGAAGAAUAUUAUAAGAAAUUGGGGCAACAACAGCAGCAGCAACAGCAGCAGCAGCAACAGCAGCAACAGCAGCAGCAGCAGCCAGGACAGCCGCAAGACUAUACAAAGGCUUGGGAAGAGUAUUACAAAAAACAAGGUCAGGCUGUAGCUGCAGCUCAUGUACCUGGUGCUGCUCAACCAGCUGCUGCUGCUGCUCAGCCAGACUACAGUGCUGCAUGGGCUGAAUACUACAGGCAACAAGCUGCAUAUUAUACACAAACCAGUCCACAGGGAAUGCCUCCUCACCCUCCAGCUCAACAGUGCUGAAGAUGCUGCAAGCACCAUAUCAUAGCUCAUAGAAUCAGGUCCCGAUAGUUACUGCCCGUAGAGGAAGAAUCCUUUGAGUGUAUGCCAUUGGUGAACCGAUGAACAUGGACCACUGAAGGGCUCCAUGUAGAAGGUAAAUUUGGCAAACAGUAAAGCUCAAAUGAGAAAUGUUUUUGUUAGUGCAAACACUUUGUUCUAUAGCUUCAUAUUUUAAAAGUGCCUCUUUAAAUUACUGUAUCCUUGUUUACUUGCAGCGUUAGGUUAUUUUAAAUGUUUAUUCUGUGUUUAGAGUUGAGGUAUUUUGAAGAUUUCUUUGGCAGUUCUUGACUUUAUUCAGUGUUAUGCUACUAUAGUUUUGCAUUUUUUUAAAUGCUGUUCACACUAGUAAGUGAACAGCCACACAUGAAUAGUUUAUCUGAAACAGUUGUACGCAGGCUAAAUUAUGUAAAUUUGUAGUGGGACUGAAUACAUUCAGGAACUAGAUAGUCAUGCAGUAUUUUCUAAGGGGUGGGCUAUUAAUAUAGAGGGGAAGGGUUUGUGAAUGAGAAUUGAGUAAAUGAAUUUGUCAGACUUGCAGAUUGCUCAGAGAUUUCUUUGAAGUAUCUGUUUGCUGUCAUGUUAUCUGUGGAAACAUCUAUGGAAACUAUGUUUAAAUAAAACUGAAGGUAGUGAUAACAUAAGGGGAAGUCCAAAGAGUCUGGACUAGAGGUAAUUUAAAGCAAGUCUCCUUUUUUUCCAUAAAGUUAUUUUAAACUUUUAUUGAAAAUGUUGUUACAGUAAGAAUUAUCCAUUGUAUAAUUUUAUUUGAUUUGUUUUCAUUUAAUAAACUGUAAAUUAAAGCAAAACCUGUGUCUUUUUUAAUGGAUUGUAUACUGUUCAUAGUUGUCCUAUCAUAAAAAAAAAUUGUUUGAAGUUAAUCUCUGCAUUGGGAAUGCAUUUACAUGACUAGACAGCAGUGAGCUUGACUGGAUGUGAACUGUCAUGCUAAAGUUUUAAGUAAAGUCAUCUUGCUCAUUUAAAGGACACAUGGGUUCUGGAGUGUAAACGUCUCAGAAAUUGUGUAAACCAUGGUUAUACUGGCUUUUUAUUUGUUGAUUUUUAAUGCAUUUUAGUACUUUUGUUGACUGCAUUUCAGGGUGCCUUGUUUUGAGUAUCUUAACAGUUGUAAUUGUCGAAAUUGUUUUGCAUAUUCGCCUUAAGUAACUUGGUGUCAAAAUAAAUGCCUGAUUUAAGCUGA
Protopterus annectens (West African lungfish) is the source of this 3076-nucleotide messenger RNA. It is a transcript of the gene FUBP1, whose product is annotated as far upstream element binding protein 1. Gene Ontology annotation, cellular component: cytoplasm; nucleus. Bases 100 to 1839 code for a protein of 579 amino acids. The record is from RefSeq and is a predicted model, not a curated record. Gene Ontology annotation, molecular function: mRNA binding. The transcript is spliced from 17 exons. Lineage: Eukaryota; Metazoa; Chordata; Ceratodontiformes; Protopteridae. Gene Ontology annotation, biological process: regulation of DNA-templated transcription.